AAAAUACCAACUUUUAAAUCUUGUUUGGGUAUUUUUCAAAAAAAGAAACAAAAUUCAAUUGCCCAGCCCAUGUUCUCCUCCCCACUUCUUCUAACCAAAAAUUCACCAAAUUCUCGUUCGUCUCCAAUGGAUGCAAAACCUCCAGAGAAAAUGACAAAUCCCAAACCAAGAGACUUCCUAAACCACCUCGAAACAUACCUCGCCAAAAGAGAUGGCGUAGACAAGCUCUUAAAAAUCUCCCGUUACACAACCAAGCUCCUCCUCGCAUCAUCCCUCAUCCCACAAACCAACCGUCUCAAAUCCUUCGAAUCAAACCUCGGAGUCAGCCGCAAAGCCUUCCGCCUCGGCAAAUUCGUACAAGACAUCAACUCCCUCAGAGCCUCUCGAUACCACAACUCGAACCGCGACCUCGUGAUUCCAAUACUCGCCUACGGAGGCGAAGGAGUGUACUACUUCGUCGAGCAGUUCGUCUGGCUAUCGAAAUCGGGGCUCAUCGACGGCGCGAAGUGGUUGCAGAGGGUCAGCGCGUGGGCGGAGCUUGUCGGAUACGUUGGGAGCGUUUCGUUGAAAGUUAGGGAUUUGAGGGAGAUUAAGGGAGAGGAAGCUUGUCUCGCUUCGACGAUCGAGAUCUGUGCAACGAGAGGGAUCGCUUGUGAUGGUGAAGAGGAGAAGAUGAGGAAGCUCAAGGAGAAGAAAACGUUAAAGGUGUUAUCUAUUCUUCAAGAUCUUGCUGACGGAUUGAUGGCGGUUACAGAUGUUAGGGAUGGUAAGGGAGUGUUAUCAUCUCCGAGUUUGAUUGCAUCGGCAGGUUUGUUUUCAGCUAUUAUCAGUACUCAUAAGAACUGGGUCUCUUGUCAGUACUCAUAAGAACCGAUGAACUUUCGGUUUCGGUUUCCGUAAAAUCCUUAAUCCAUAAUUAUAUAUGCA
Molecule: messenger RNA, 927 nt
Organism: Raphanus sativus (radish)
Lineage: Eukaryota; Viridiplantae; Streptophyta; Magnoliopsida; Brassicales; Brassicaceae
Product: peroxisomal membrane protein 11A
Exons: 1
Coding region: 70-867 (265 amino acids)
Biological process (GO): regulation of peroxisome size; peroxisome fission
Cellular component (GO): peroxisomal membrane
Source: RefSeq, a predicted model, not a curated record